AUGAAUGGUUUCGUUCAUCACUGAAAACUUGGAAGCAAAAUAAAAAAAAAAACGUUUUUUUUUGUUUUAAAAUUUUUGAAAAUCAAUUUUUUUUCAAUCAUUCAAAAUGGCCGGAUCUUAUCUGGAACAAUUUGUUGAAAGUAUACAAUCAUUACCAUGUGAUUUGGCUCGAAAUCUAAGAUUAAUCAAUUUUCUGGAUACUCGUGUACAUGAAUUUGUUGAUUCGGCUGAAGAUCUUUCGAAUAAAUAUGUUAAAGAUGCUAAUCAAUUAUCAUCGAAUGAAAGAAAUGAAUAUUUUAAUCAAAUAAUGGAAUAUAUGGAUAAAGCACAACAUUUGACUGAUGAAAAAAAAGAAUUAGCUCAUCAAAUUUAUAAUAUGGUUGAUAAACAUAUCCGACGUUUGGAUACUGAAUUGGCUAAAUUUGACAUUGAACUAGAUAGCCAAGGUGAUGAUCCAAAAGAUAAUCUACCAUCAUCAAAUAGUACGAAUCAAACGAAUACAACACUGAAUAAAAAGAAACGUACAAAAUCAUUGUCAGCAUCAGCAGCAACAACAGCGACAGCAACAUCAUCGUUAUCAUCAUCAUCAUCAUCAACGACAACAUCAAAUACAAAAGAAUCAAAAUCAUCUACACAAAAACAUAGUAAUAAUAAUGAUCAUCAUAAUCAUCAUCAUUCAGAUACGGAAAAUAUACCAAAAAAACGACAAGCUAUCGAUAAUCAAUUAUUAACAACAACAAUGAAUGGAUUAACAACAAAAGGCAAAAUGAUUACAUCAACCGAAUUAAUGGAUAUGGAAGUUGAUCCAAAUGAACCAUUAUAUUGUAUUUGUCAUCAGGUUUCAUUCGGUGAAAUGGUCGGAUGUGAUGAUCCAGAUUGUCAAAUUGAAUGGUUUCAUUUUGCAUGUGUUGGUCUAACAUCAAAACCAAAAGGAAAAUGGUAUUGUCCACAAUGUACAAUCAAACGAAAAAAAUGAAUGAUUGAAUAUUCAAACGAUUGUUUUUCAAUUUUGAAUGAAUAACUUCAUUUACCACCGUGUUUACCAUAUAAAUAAUCAAU
Molecule: messenger RNA, 1059 nt
Organism: Dermatophagoides pteronyssinus (European house dust mite)
Lineage: Eukaryota; Metazoa; Arthropoda; Arachnida; Sarcoptiformes; Pyroglyphidae
Product: inhibitor of growth protein 4-like
Source: RefSeq, a predicted model, not a curated record